This is a messenger RNA of Anarrhichthys ocellatus (wolf-eel), 4381 nucleotides long. Its product is annotated as hexokinase-2. Gene Ontology annotation, molecular function: fructokinase activity; D-glucose binding; ATP binding. The transcript is spliced from 12 exons. The record is from RefSeq and is a predicted model, not a curated record. Gene Ontology annotation, cellular component: cytosol; mitochondrion. Gene Ontology annotation, biological process: glucose 6-phosphate metabolic process; carbohydrate phosphorylation; intracellular glucose homeostasis. The coding region runs from base 156 to 1658 and encodes 500 amino acids. Lineage: Eukaryota; Metazoa; Chordata; Actinopteri; Perciformes; Anarhichadidae.
ACUCAAAACUGAGCUCUCACUCUCUUUUGUCAUUCUUCGAGGAAGUUCAUUCCCUGCGAGUCUGAGCGGCGCAGAAAGUAAAGGUGAGACUCUUGAGUGCCGUGGCCGAAAUACAACAUCCAUAAAUACACUGCAUCCAUCCAAGUGGAAGGAAAAUGAGCAGCGCAGAGAAAAGAAGCAAGGGCAGCGGGGCCGAGAUGAGCGGAGACACCUGGACUCUGCACACGGACGGCAUCCCUCCGGACACACUCAGUAAGGUGCAGGAGUACCUGGAGUGUUUCCACCUGUCUCUGGAGAAGCUGCAGGAGGUUUCUGCUCGGCUGAGGAAGGAUCUGGUUCGAGGUUUGGGGAAACACUCUCACCACAAGGCGCCCGUCAAGAUGCUGCCCACCUUCGUCAGGGCCACACCGGACGGGACGGAGAAGGGCGACUUCCUGGCGCUGGAUCUCGGUGGAACAAACUUCCGGGUGCUCCAUGUCCGUGUGGUGGAGGAGCAGCAGAGAGUGCUGAAGAUGGACAGUCAGAUCUGUGCCAUCCCCAAAGAAAUGAUGCUGGGACCUGGAGAACAGUUGUUCGACCACAUCGCCGCCUGUCUCAAUGACUUCCUCGUCUCUCAGAAACUGAAGGGACAAACUCUUCCUCUGGGCUUCACCUUCUCCUUCCCCUGCGAACAGAAAGAAAUCGACAAGAGCAUCCUGAUCCGAUGGACUAAAGGCUUCAACUGCUCCGGAGUGGAGGGCAAAGACGUGGUGAAGUUACUGAAGGAGGCCAUUCACAGGAGAGGGGACUAUGAUAUAGGCUCAGUUGCCAUGGUGAACGACACAGUGGGCACGAUGAUGAGCUGCGGCUACAGAGACCAGAGCUGUGAGAUCGGCAUGAUCAUAGGUACGGGAACCAACGCCUGCUACAUGGAGGAGAUGAAGAACGUGAAGCGUGUGGAGGGCGAGGAUGGGCGGAUGUGCAUCAACACAGAGUGGGGCGGCUUCGGAGACGACGGCUCCCUCAAAGACAUCCUGACGGAGUUUGACAUCGUGGUGGACGAGACGUCCAUCAACCCCGGCGUCCACACCUUUGAGAAGAUGAUCAGCGGCAUGUAUUUGGGAGAAAUCGUUCGGCUUCUGCUGGUGAGGCUGACGGAGGACAAGCUGCUGUUUAAGGGACAGACAUCGGAGGCGCUGCUGACCCCGGAGGCAUUUCAGACAAAGUUCAUCUCUGAAAUUGAGGAGCAGGACGACGGUCUGGAAAACACGCAGAACAUUCUGACCAAGUUGGGAUUGAAGUGGGAUUUGGUCGACUCCUGCGUGGUGCGUCUGGUUUGCGACGCGGUCUCCUCGCGCUCCGCUCGUCUGUGCGGCGCUGCCCUGGCAACCCUCGCCAACCGUAUCCGGGUCAACCGCCGGCUAGACCGUCUGAAGACCACUGUUGGGGUGGACGGGACGGUCUACAGAAAACACCCCACUUUCAGCGAGGAGCUCCGGGCGACGGUGCGCCUCCUCGCCCCCGAAUGUGACAUCACCUUCCUUGUCUCGGAGGACGGCAGCGGGAAGGGCGCUGCCAUGGUAACGGCCGUGGCACAGCGGCUGGCUCACCAAUCCCGCCUUUUGGAGGAGAGCGACGGUGAGGACGACGAAGAGGAGGAGGAGGAGGAAGGCCAAUAGAGAGAGGGGGAUACAGAUGGUGCACAACUAUAUUUUCAGUUUUUUAAAAGCCGGUAUUCACAUCUCAUCAAAACAAGUUGUUAACGUUAUACAUAAGUGAGUCAAACUUGUUACUUUUUUCAUUUCUUUCUGUUUUGUUCAUGUCCGUUCUACUCGUCUUCUAUCUCUAUGGUGCUCAGCAAAGUAAACUAGUAAACGUGGAUGUAAACAAUGCAGGAUGUGGAAGGAAAUGCAUUCAACACAUUUGUUAGAAAACUCCACAGUGCACCUUUAAGCCAAAGAGAGAAAAAAAGGAAAUAAUCUAAAAAUAGAAAAAGAUCAGUUUUGCAUACUUCUAGAAGGCAGAUAUAGGUUCUUACAACUGAAAAUCUCUUUUUCACAGUUAGUUUUUAACUUUUUUAAGCAGCUACAGAGACAUUAGAGGACAUAAAAUACAGAAAAUAUGUGUAUAAGCUAAGAAUUAUAGAUUUUAGGGUGAGUGGUAAUGUGUUAUUGUUUUUCUUGGGUUUGCACUCUUUGAGGAAUUUGCACUUUUUAAAGAAAGAAAAGAAAGAUGGAUUCCAAACGGGCCAAUCAGAGCAUGGACAUAUUGCUGCAUAAGAGCAGCAGUCGACCAAUGUUCUUGUAUUCUGAGGGAAGAGGAAGCCGCUUUUUACUGUCGGCACAAUGCAAAGCUUUUUAGUGCUGUUACGUCCAUUCAGUGGUUUUGUUUUCUGCACUGUAGUGAACAAAACAAGCCGCGUGGUGGCUGUGGACUUUAAGUCUGUUACUGCCCAUUGCUCCUCUUUUCUUCUGCUUUAAGAAGUUACUGCUGCUCCGUCCAGCUUCCUGUUGCAGUGAUACACAGGGACACUUUUUUGUGUAGGUAAAUUCACAGCAGCUUUAAUUACAGUUCGUCACACCUGGAGUCUUGAACAGAUGUGUAUAUACAGUAUAUACAGUACGUGUAUAUAUAUGUAUGUCUAUAUAUAUAUAUAUAUAUAUAGGUUUUCUCAAGUUGCUAAAAAUCUCACUGUUUUUGUUUGAAAGGUGAAAUAAAGGGACAUUUUUCUAACAUAAGGCAGUACGACUUGUUUGUCUGUAGUGAUGCUGAUGGAUGGUUUUAAAGGUGCAUGAUCCGAGAUUGGGAGCAUUUCAUUUGCCUCUCAGCGGCUCUCAACAUGGCGGCAGCUAGCCAGCAGCUCGUAGCUAAUUGGUGAUAACGGUGCCAACAGUGCAAACUACAGCGGAAGUGAUGACAGAGUUAAUGGUGUUCACGUCAUUGUUUACAGCCAAUAAAUGUCCUUGUUUAAAACCUGUUCUGCAGCUUUAAUGCUCUAUCUUGUUAUUAGUACAUUUGUGUUUAAUUUGCAGUUAAACACAGUUAAAGAGUUUGAAUUCAUGUGGAGAACAAUAACUGACAAUGUUUUUGUUUCGAGAAUAAGAUGAUUAUCCAAGAAACUGAAUACAGCCAGAGAUGUUUUUUUGGGAGUUGCCUUCCAGUGGCUGUUAGCAGAACUGCAGCUGAAUGCACUUUUAUAUCAGUGUCGAAGUUCAGUCUGGUGAUUGCUGAUAAGCAGUAACAGACAAGCGGUCAUCAACCAGCAAAACCAAGUUCAAAAAGAAAUGUUUUCUGUACAUUUCCUUGCAUGCCGUGCAGUGGCAGCAAACUAUCCCAACAGUAUCUUUAACAGUGUUGCCAGAUCUCUGUCCUCAACACUCACCUCUCAAUGUUCCAGAUAAUAAAUGCCAGAAACUGAACUGUCCUUUUAACACCGCUACUGCUGGUAUUACUUUGUUUGUUUGUUCUUGCACAGGAUGAUUAAGAUUAAUAUUAAUAAAGUCGGUUUUCAAUGAACCGAAGUGUGGUACAUGAAUGUUCAUAAAAAAGUUCUCAAGAUGGAAGGAUGGAAGGAAGUAUGUCCAGAAAAGUCAUAAAAAAGCCAUUAAGUAUGUCGAAAAACAUAUGCUAUACUAAACUUACUGUAUUAUUAUUUGUUCUUUACUUACUUUAUUACUUAUUUACUUACCUCUUUACUUAGUUACUUACUUUCUCCAUUAAUUACAUACGUACAUCAUUACUUAUACUUACCUUUAUCCCUGGGGGGAUAUCCGCAUGUCUCACAGCAGCACUACAAGAACAAACCACACAAACACUGCAAAACCAAAUGUUAAACACAAAUGCUAACAUGAAAGUAAAAUGCAUACAAGUGUGCAAAUUGCAGUAAAUUUUGCAAAAUUAAUAAAAUUAUAAUUUUUAAGUGAAAAAGAUGUAUUGCACUGUGCCAGACAUUAGGCAUAUCAUGUAAUUAUGAAGUCCAAUUAGUACAUUAAGACUUCCCAGUCUUCUGAUUUCUACAUCAACUUAGUUAUGGCCUGUCCCACCAGCAACUGCAUUAUUAAAUACCAUGAGCAUGAUUAAAUAACUUGGCUUGGAAUCCAUUUUCAUCCUUAAAUCCUGGUAGAAUCUGUAAAGGCACAAGAAGCAAGUCCAUUAAUAUUGAUCUAAUAUUAAACUAAAGAAGACAAAAAUUAUUCAUCAGAUUUUAUACAUUUUAUAACAUCUAAGGUGUUUCACUGUGCUAUUUUAUUUCUUGGGAGAAAUGUCAUCAGUAUGCUUCACUGCAGAAUGACUAAUUUAAUCAGCAGUGAAGCCUCUACAACUGUGUUGCUGCGGAGGACAAAAUGUUGCUGCAGCCUGAUGUGCUGCUGCUGCUGCAGCCUGUUCCUGCCACACGGCUGCU